CCAUAAGAAUGAGUUAAUAAUGAAUGGGAAGAACAUUAUAAACUUGUAGAGCUUAGCUUAGGGAGUCGAGGAAGUCAAGUCAAGAGGUAAAAGCCAAUGGACCAGAUAAUCAUAACCUGCUUCGAGUACGAUACUUACCGGAGCUGAACAUGAGGCGCCUGCCGUCGUGGGGAGCGCCGAUCUUGCGAAACCGGCGAGGCGGCGGGCUGGGAUUCGCCGCCAUAGCGUACAUCGGAGUGGAUUACCUCCGCUUCAUCUCGCCGCCUUUGCACGCGUCGGUUCAACCUGUGCUAUGGACCGCCCUGGCAAUCGCCGCCGUCGUCCGCGUCCCCUUCUACAAGCACUGGUCCGCCGAGCUGCGCUCCGCGCUUCCUUUCGUCUUCUCUAUGCUCUUCUUACUCUCCGCCCUCCUCAUUGAAGCCAUUUCCGUCCGUUCCGUCACCGCCGUGCUCGGCCUCGAUUGGCACAAAGAAACAUCGCCUCUUCCUGAUACAGGCCAGUGGUUGCUUCUGGCAUUGAAUGAGAAGCUUCCACAAGUAAUGGUUGAUAUAUUGAGAGCUCGUAUCAUUGGAUUGCAUCAUUUUCUUAUGCUGUUUAUAAUGCUUGCCUUUUCUGUACUAUUCGAAUCCGUUGAAGCUCCGGGUCUUGGUCUUGGGGCGAGAUACAUGUUCACCAUGGGUGUUGGCCGUCUUCUUCGGACCAUUACAUUCGUGUCUACCAUUCUUCCAUCUGCAAGACCUUGGUGCGCAGAAUCUCGGUUUCUUGUCCCUCAUCAUCCUCACCGCUGGGCUCAAAAGUUUUAUGUUCCCUAUGCCAAAGAUUCUCAAGCUAUACGCCAAGUGAUUAGCUGGGAUACUGCAUACGCUGACACUGGGGAUUACAAAAUGGAGUUCCGACCUGAUUGGGGGUCAAUGAGCUUUCUUAUUAAUUUCUUACGUCCUACUGCUGAGGAGGGAUCAUCUUCAUGGUACCUUCUGUUGAAGAAAGCUGGAGGUGGUUGUAAUGACCUCAUAUAUAGUGGCCACAUGCUUGUUGCGGUACUGACAGCUAUGGCAUGGACGGAAGCAUAUGGUGGAUAUAGCUCUGCAUUUGUAUGGAUACUCUUGCUGCACAGCGCUCAGAGAGAAAUAAGGGAACGGCACCAUUACAGUGUGGAUGUGAUUGUGGCCAUCUACAUGGGCAUUUGUCUAUGGAAGAUGAUAGGCCUAUUCUGGCCAGUCAAAGACGAAUCAAAAGACAGGAGGCUGGUCAAGCUAGAGAAGAUACACGGUGGGCUAACGCAAGCUGCCAAGGACUACGACAUCGAUAAAGUCAGAUUGCUCCUUGAAGAAGUAGAGACGAGCGGGCCCACUAGCCAAAAACCCCAUAGCAAAACACUGUGGGUUUUCUCUGGCGUGACCAUUGUCUUCACGCUGGCCAUAGUUCUUCUCGCCUUCACACUGACUAGCGACGGUUGAUUUUAUCUUUCACCUGACUUUUUUUUUGGUCGUGCAGCGCACAGAGGAAGUUGUACAAGUGUCUGGAAUUUUGGUAACUUUGUUUUGGAGGAUCAUGAGUUGUAUGGUAUGAGAAUACUCUUUUAUGGCUAUCUGAUAGAAUUUAGGAUGGGAUAUGGAUAACUGGAUUCGGUAAUAAGACACUUGGGUUGAA
Cuscuta campestris is the source of this 1650-nucleotide messenger RNA. The record is from the annotation of a GenBank genome assembly. NCBI's taxonomy places the organism in Eukaryota, Viridiplantae, Streptophyta, Magnoliopsida, Solanales, Convolvulaceae.